Molecule: messenger RNA, 471 nt
Organism: Aureobasidium vineae
Lineage: Eukaryota; Fungi; Ascomycota; Dothideomycetes; Dothideales; Saccotheciaceae
Source: the annotation of a GenBank genome assembly
AUGGCGCCUGUCUACAUCGAGUCGCACGCAUCUACGAAGACCCCCAACACCUAUAUCCCGCCCCUGGAACGCCUGGAUCUGACCAUGUCAAAGGAUGUCCUCAAGAAGGCGCCUGUCUUCACCUGCGCGCACCUGAACUAUCUGGAGUGCCAUGGCGAAACCGUCUUUGCCGACGACAGAUCGGCAAACCUGUUGAUGAAUGCACUGCGUCUGCACUGGAAGGUCAAGGGAAACACUCUCAGGAACCCAUCUGACCAAGGCGGAGAGCUUUAUGAGCUCCUCGUCUUGGAAGUCGACGGCCAACAAAUCAUCAGCAACCUCUUCACCAAGGAGGCGCUGUACUAUCUUCUCGGAUGCGAGUUUCCCGACGCCAUGAUGAUUCUGGCUGCAAUCACUCACGAUAUCUACCUCGCUCAGUGGCAUAUCUGGGGCAACGAACAGAACCAAAAGCACAAGCAACAAAGCCAGUAG